AUGAGUACGGGAACACCAGCAGUUGUCAUGGACAACGGUACCGGAUUGACCAAAUUAGGAUUUGCCGGAAACGAUUCACCUUCCUUUGUAUUCCCCACGGCCAUUGCGACGUCCUCUGUGUCCUCGAAAGCGGGCAAAGGCCCUACAAACAGAGCUUCUAACUUGUCAUCCAAAAGAGGUUUGGAAGAUUUGGAUUUUUUUAUUGGUGACGAAGCAAUAGAAGCUGCGAGCGGUCUGCAAUAUAGCUUACACUACCCUAUCAAGCAUGGCCAGGUUGAAGACUGGGACCAAAUGGAAAGAUUUUGGGAAAGCUCCAUUUUCCAGUACUUGCGAUGUGAGCCUGAGGACCAUUAUUUUUUAUUGACCGAGCCACCAUUAAAUCCUCCCGAGAAUCGAGAAAGUACUGCUGAGAUUAUGUUUGAAAGUUUCAACUGUGCAGGGUUGUACAUUGCUGUUCAAGCAGUGUUGGCGUUAGCUGCAUCGUGGACGUCACCAAAGGUGCAAGAUAGAUCUUUGAGUGGAACAGUGAUAGAUUCUGGUGACGGUGUAACGCACAUUAUACCGGUUGCCGAGGGAUACGUUGUUGGAGCUGCGAUAAAAAAUAUCCCAUUGGCUGGUAGAGAUAUAACAUUGUUUAUCCAGCAAUUAUUGAGAGAUAGAGGCGAGCUUGAUACUAGUUUGCAAACUGCUGAAAAGAUUAAACAAAAGUUUUGUUAUGUAUGUCCCGAUAUGGUGCAGGAAUUUACCAGAUUUGAUCAAUAUCCAAAGGAGAAGUUUGCUCAAUAUAUAGUUGAGUAUGCUGACAAGAACAAGAACAGAGUUGUUGAUGUAGGAUACGAAAGAUUUUUGGCACCUGAGAUUUUUUUCAACCCGGAAAUCUGCUCCUCGGACUUCUUGACCCCCUUGCCGAUUGUUGUUGAUCAAGUAAUCCAAGCUUCUCCCAUUGAUGUACGAAAGAAGCUUUAUAAAAACAUAGUUUUAUCUGGUGGGUCUACCAUGUUCAAAGAUUUUGGAAAAAGGUUGCAAAGGGAUUUGAAGGCUAUUACUAAGGAGAGAGUCUCUUUGAGUGAAAGACUUAGUGGCGCUCAAAGUAGCGGUGUAGAAGUUCAAGUGAUUUCUCACAAGAAGCAAAGAAACGCCGUUUGGUUCGGAGGAUCAUUAUUGGCACAAACUUCCGAGUUCAAAAGCUUUUGUUACACGAAAAAAGACUAUGACGAAUAUGGACCAAGCAUUGUAAGAAACUUUUCAUUAUUCGCAGUCCCUUGA
Molecule: messenger RNA, 1266 nt
Organism: Lodderomyces oxycetoniae
Lineage: Eukaryota; Fungi; Ascomycota; Pichiomycetes; Serinales; Debaryomycetaceae
Gene: ARP3
Product: actin-related protein 3
Exons: 1
Coding region: 1-1266 (421 amino acids)
Biological process (GO): Arp2/3 complex-mediated actin nucleation
Cellular component (GO): actin cortical patch; Arp2/3 protein complex
Molecular function (GO): actin filament binding
Source: RefSeq, a predicted model, not a curated record